AUGAGGCAACUUUUCAACCCAGUGUUUCUCAUACAGUUUUGGGUGUUGGCAACAUUUGCUAUCAAAAAUCCCAUCAUUCCAGGAUGGAACCCUGAUCCCUCUAUCAUUCGCGUCGGUGAUGAAUAUUUCCUCGCGACAUCGUCGUUCGAGUACUGGCCCAGUACCCCAAUUUACAAAUCGAAGGAUCUUGCCAAUUGGCAGCUCUACUCGCACGCAUUUACAAGGCCUAGUCAAGCUCAAUUAUAUGGCGUCCCGACAGGUGCUGGUACAUGGGCGCCGACACUGUCGCUUGUGGAUGGUAAAUACUAUAUGGCUUCCAUGACAAGAUGGACCUAUGAUCCUGUUGCGCGGGUAUGGCCUCGUGUCAUGUGGGUGUCGUCCCACGACCUCAAGACAUGGAUCUGGGGAAUAUAUCAAUGCGAAGUCAAUGUGGAUAGUGGCCGGUGUAUUGGCGAAUACCGCUCGUUGUGGAAUGGGACCCUGCCGCAUAAUUCAUCUGCCAGACCCGAAGGUCCAAAAAUUUUCAAACGAGAUCAUUGGUAUUAUCUUCUCAUUGCUGAAGGGGGCACGGACGAUCUCCAUCGAGCUUCUAUUGCGCGCUCCGCUUCACCUGAGGGGCCCUGGGAGGCAGCACCGAACAAUCCGAUUCUGUUCAACGGUGCGUACGGAUAUGAUAACCUCACAGUACAGUCGACUGGUCAUGCCACUCUUUUUGAUACACCAGAAGGCGAGAGCUAUGUAGCAUUCUUGGCUCGGAGAAAGAUCAAUGGCACAUCACCACUUGGACGAGAAACCUUCCUUGCUCCAGUCCAGUGGAAAAAUGGAUGGCCUAUUGUCAAUGGAGGACAGCCAAUUCGACUCACUCAAUCGUUCGGUAAUGCAACGGACCAAGUUUUACCUCCAAAACCAUUCACGGACAAUUUUGAUCGUGCAAAUCUUGAUCCCUCGUGGUAUCAGCUACGAAUUCCAUAUACGACAAACUUCAUGACGAAAGGAAAUGGCGCCAAUGGGAUUACUUUCAAGCCAAACGUGUUUGGUCUGAGCGACAGAGAUACCCCGGCAGCCAUUUUACGGAAGCAAACAUCAUUGAAUAUGACUUUCAGUGCGCAACUCCUACCAACCAACUCUGGCCUUGGAUACGGGGAGACAGUCGGUAUCAGUGCCUACUUGAGCGAACUUCAACAUCAAGAUAUUGCUGUCUCCGGAUGUGUCAAUAGCACGGGGAUGUGCAUAGUUACUCGGCUGAUGAUGAACACCACGACUGAGUACGAUCAAGUGCGAUUGAAUUCGACGUCCAUUGCGUCUGAUAUGACGCUUCAUAUUCGAGCUGAACCGCUGUCCUACACCCUUGGCUAUAGCUUCGGAAUUAACGGUACAAAGCAUUGGCUGAAAGAACUGCCGUCUUCCUGGUUAGCAUUUGCACCUACGAAUUGGUUUGUUUUUGAGGGUGCCAGUUUUGCUCUUUUCGCAACUGGAACGGGUCAACCCUGGCCGCCUCAUGCCCCAGAAGUGGGAUUCUCUAAGGUUACGGAGACAUACUAUGAGGAGGAUAUACCGGACUACGAUAAAUGGUAG
This is a messenger RNA of Penicillium cataractarum, 1575 nucleotides long. Its product is annotated as beta-xylosidase. The record is from RefSeq and is a predicted model, not a curated record. The transcript is spliced from 5 exons. Gene Ontology annotation, biological process: carbohydrate metabolic process. NCBI's taxonomy places the organism in Eukaryota, Fungi, Ascomycota, Eurotiomycetes, Eurotiales, Aspergillaceae. The coding region runs from base 1 to 1575 and encodes 524 amino acids. Gene Ontology annotation, molecular function: hydrolase activity, hydrolyzing O-glycosyl compounds.